AUGGAUUAAGAACUCUAGGAAAUUUAUGAUAAGUUGUAAAAAAUGGAUUUAGAUGAAUUGAUCGGUGAAGUAAAUAAAACUAAGACUAAAUUCUUAGUUGUUUGCGGUGGUGUUGCUUCUGGUAUCGGUAAAGGUAUUACUAUUUCUAGUAUUGCCUCUCUUUUGUAGAGGGCUGGAUCUAGAGUUUCUCUCAUUAAAAUCGAUCCUUACCUUAAUUAGGAUGCAGGUACUAUGUCUCCUUUUGAACAUGGUGAAUGCUAUGUCCUUAAUGACGGAGGAGAAGUCGAUUUGGAUUUAGGUAAUUAUGAAAGAUUCCUGGAAGUUAAUUUCACCAAGGACCAUAAUAUCACUUCAGGAAAGGUUUACGAUGAUGUUUUAAGAGGUGAAAGAGCUGGUAAUUAUUUAGGUAAAACAGUCUAAUUUAUUCCUCAUGUGACAAACAAGAUUAAAGAAAGAAUUUUAAGAGUUUCUCAAAUUCCUAUUGAUGGCACCCUAUUACCUCCUGAGAUUUGUUUGAUUGAAAUCGGUGGUACAGUUGGUGAUUAAGAAUCUAUAUUCUUCUAUGAAACAAUUAGAUAAUUGAAGAACGAUGUCAAGGAUGUUUUGGUUAUCCUUAUUGCUUAUGUCCCUAAGAUUAAAGACGAAUAUAAGACAAAGCCCUCCCAAAAUGCAAUUAGAAACAUGAAUUAACUUGGUUUGAACCCUAAUAUAGUAGUUCUUAGAAGUUAAUAGGAAAUCGAUGAACAUUCCUUAAGAAAGGUAGCAGCUUAUAGCAACUUAUAAGAAUCAGAAGUUAUAAAUAUUCCUGAUAAGAAGAUUCUUUUUGAAGUCCCUUAUGUUAUUGCUAAGGCUAUGCUUAUCUAAACUAUUUAGUCAAGGUUCAAUCUCCCAAUUAAAUUAAGUGAUCUUUAUGUUUAUAAAUGUUUUUGCAGACAUCUUCAAAUAAUUGAAGAAUUACCUAAAAUAUAAAUUUGCAUUGUAGGAAAGUAUAUUACCUUUAAAGACGCUUACCUAUCUAUUAUAAAAGCUUUCGAAGUUGCAGGUUUUGCUCUCACCGUUAGUUUAAAAUUGUGUUGGGUUGAGUCUAUUCAACUUGAAGAUGAUUUUGUUAAAGACGAAGAAACAAAAUUAUAAGCUGAAAAAGCUUGGGAAAUAAUUAAAUCAUCAAAGGGUAUCUUUAUUCCUGGUGGUUAUGGAAACAGAGGUUUCAGAGGUAAAAUUAAAGCUGCAUAAUAUGCCAGAGAGAAUAAAAUACCUUGUUUCGGUGUAUGCUUUGGUUUCUAAGCUAUGGUCAUCGAAUAUGCUAUCAAUGUCCUUGGUAUUGCUGAUGCAUAUUCUGAAGAACAUGAAGAUAAAUUCCCAUCUAAAAAUCAUAUCAUUAAACUCUUACCAGAUACAAGUCUUGAUAUUUUAGGUGGUACAAUGCGUCUGGGUACAAAGAAGACUAUCAUUUCCGAUAAGUCAUCCCUUGCAUAUAAGAUGUAUCAAAAGAGUGAAAUAUUUGAAAGACACAGACAUAGAUAUGAAUUUAAUAAAGAUUAUUUAGAAUAGUAUGAAAAAACUGGAUUUAAAUUUUCAGGUGUUGAUGAAACUGGAAUUCGUUAUUCUGUUUUUGAAUUUUAAAAUCAUCCUUUCUACUUUGGUACUCAAUUCCAUCCUGAAUUUAAUAAUAAAUAUACUAAACCCUGCCCUACUUAUUGCGCUUUCCUUGCAUCAGCAGCUGGAAAACUAGAAGAUAACUUAAAAAAGAAUAAUGGUUUAUUUAAAAUUUCAUUAUUAGAUGCUUUCCCUGAUGAGAAAAAAAAUAUUGCUAACAAUAUUGUUUGA
Molecule: messenger RNA, 1827 nt
Organism: Tetrahymena thermophila SB210
Lineage: Eukaryota; Ciliophora; Oligohymenophorea; Hymenostomatida; Tetrahymenidae
Product: CTP synthase
Exons: 8
Biological process (GO): pyrimidine nucleobase biosynthetic process; CTP biosynthetic process
Molecular function (GO): CTP synthase activity; identical protein binding
Source: RefSeq, a predicted model, not a curated record